AUUUUAUCUACGAGUACAGAUGUCUCUCGUGUGCUGUGAGCAAAGGUAGUGCCUAGAUGUCUUUCCCUAAGAAAACUGUUCAAAAGCAAUGGAAGACUUUGGAGGCUGCUAUCAGGAAGGGAAAUGUCUCUCAAGUUUCUUCCAUCCUCGACGACAACCCCGACCUUGCCGCCGCCCCAGGCCCACACUCCUUGCUCCACAGCGCCGUGGACUCCGACGGGAACUGCACUUCGUUGCUGCGUGAGCUGCUCGAUGCUGGAGUCCCGCCCAACACUCAAAGUCUGGCGACCAUCGGCGCUCUCCAUCUCGCGGCGAUGAAGAGCUGCUUCAACUGCAUGAAGCAGCUGAUCGACUCGGGCGCUGACGUUGGCCUCAAGGACAUACAGGAUCGAACUCCUUUGUUUUACGCAGUCAAUAACAAUCGUGGCGGAAGUGGUCAGUGCAUACAGCUGCUCCUGGAAAAGGGCUCUUCAGUCAACGAUGCGUGUGAGGGCCGCAUCACGCCCCUUCACGUUGCUGCAGAAGUGGGCAACGUCACAGCCGCCCAGCUGCUGCUGAAGGCAGGGGCGUCCCACGAUGCGAGAGACAAGGACGGCUGUACACCCUUGCAUCUUGCCACGACUUCCGGCAUGGUGGAGGCACUGUUAGCAGGCGGAGCUGAUGUCAUGGUAAAGGACAACGCCCUUCAGACGCCGCUGGAGAGAGUGAUCCAGUUCUACCCGACGGUUGCCCAGACGCUGCUGGACGUCGGCGUAGAAGUGUGCGGGAACCCGCAGGAAAAAGACCUUCGCGUCUUUUUCCAUCUGAACACCGUGACUGGUGGCAGCAGCCCAUGCGAAGUAGACAUAUUGGAUAAGAUGGCAUUGUAUGGUCACUACGAUCUUCUAAAGCAUCCUCUUUGCGAAAUAUUUCUCCAUUUGAAGUGGUUUCACGUGAGACCGCUAUUCUACAUUAACUGUCUGAUGCGCAUUACCAUGAUCCUGGCUUUUUCGACAUACUUGACCUUACACCCAGAUUUCACCUGCCGGCAAGACAGAAACGACUGCAAUUGCACAGAACUUCUGGCAGAUCUUACUUAUGAAACAAAUAUUUGGAUCAUAUCCACGAGUAUCGUGGCGGGGUUCCUCCUGGCUCUUGCGAUGCUGGAGGCCUUCGUGCAAAUCCUGGCCCUCAGGCUCCUCUAUCUUCGGCGAGCAAGCGUGUGGCUGAGCUUCAUUUUUAAUCUAAGCGCCUUAUUUAUGAUCAUACAGAACUGUCAGCUUGGAAGGUGGGGCCAGCAUAUAGGCGUGCUCGCUCUCUUGACAGGGUGGGGUCAAGUUACCUUCCUCGUCUCCCACACGCCGUCAGUGGGCAUCUACAUGCAAAUGUUUAUUGCUGUGUCGCUCCGCAUGCUGAAGCUCACCGUGGUGUUCUUGCCGCUCUUCCUCGGCUUCGCUGCCGCCUUCAACCUCACGUUCGAGUGCGAAUUCUUCGGCUCGCCCGUGGCGGCCUUCCUCAAGACACUGGCCAUGAUGGUGGGUGAUGUGAGCUUCAACGACAUCUUUGCCAAACCGGCUGGACUCUAUCCUGGACCGAGGGAGUUCUUGUAUAUUAUCUACCUCUUGUUGAUGACUAUUACCGGCACCAACUUGUUAAUCGGCCUUGCCAUAGAGGACAUACAGGUACAGAUGGCGCAAGCGAGUGCUAGCCGCCUCGCUCUUACGGUCCAAUUGGAAAUGUACAUCGACGAAUUUUUUAACUCUUCUUUCUUCACGAAUUGCUCGUCGUCGUCUCUGCUCCUUACACUCAAGGAUUUAACGUCCCUGCUGCCGAACCUGCCCGUGAAGAAGCUGAGCGUCGGCCACAGUAACUCUCAACGCAGGAACUUCAUCGAAGACCUGGGCGCGCGGGGGAAGGCAGCAUCAGCAAGAAAUGAGGCACACAAGUACUACAACGUGUUCAUCUGCCCCAACCGCUCCAAGCAGCCCGGCCAAGUGUACAGGAGCCUCACCCCCAACGAGUUCGCUGGGGAAGGCUACUUCGAGCGCACGGCCGGCUAUUCCCUCCCCCCGUGGAUAGUGAGGAACACCAAGGACCUCAUCAUGUCGGAUCGGUUCAAGAGGAAACAGGAGAUGAGAGAGGAAGGAGGGGCAGCAGAAGAGGGAGGCAGAGGAGGAGGAGCAGAAGAGGGAGGCACAGCAGGAGGAGAGGAGCAGACGAAAACAUCGGUUCAAGAAGCUCUGAGCCUUAGUUCAGAUAUCCCUUAGAUAUAAGAAACUUGUAGGAAAUCAGUUUUGUAGACGUAAUAUAACAUCCGUGCAUGAUAUGUGAAAAUUUGAAGUUAAGUGGUUUCUUAAGGACUUGUCUCACAAUAAACAUAUAAUAGCAGUAAAAAAUUAUCAAACAUAAAAUUGUAAAUAAAGAAGAUUGCCCAUCAAGACCAGCAAAUGUAUGGUUAAUGAAAAGUGUACAACAA
This is a messenger RNA of Penaeus monodon (black tiger shrimp), 2455 nucleotides long. Its product is annotated as transient receptor potential channel pyrexia-like. The record is from RefSeq and is a predicted model, not a curated record. Gene Ontology annotation, biological process: transmembrane transport; monoatomic ion transport. Gene Ontology annotation, cellular component: membrane. NCBI's taxonomy places the organism in Eukaryota, Metazoa, Arthropoda, Malacostraca, Decapoda, Penaeidae. Gene Ontology annotation, molecular function: protein binding; monoatomic ion channel activity.